AUGGAUUUCUGUUCUAAUUUAGCCGAUUCUAUACCCGGGGUCGGUCAUGUCAAGGCAAUCAUUCAUUAUGCAACUGGAGAUACUGAAGGUGGGAACAAGGCCAUGUACCAAGCCACCAGGACUGCUGUAGUUUUAGGAGCUGGUGCUACUGCUGGACCUGGAGGAGCUGCAUUAGCUGCUAUGUAUGGUGGUGCCAUUACAGACGGUGUUGCUUCUGUAGCCAUGCGUAAACCUCAAGGAUUGCUCAAAGGGUGUACAAAUAUAGUAAAAGAUCUAAAUGAAGGGAAAAAUCCAACUGGUGCGAUAGGAAGUACAGGAUUACAAGUGGUAUUGGAUGGAGUGAGUGGUAUAGGAAUGAGUGUAGUUCCAAGUGCAGCGAGUCUAGUUUCAAAGAAAGCUGUAGCGAAAGGUGCGGAAAACAUUGCAAUGACUGCAUUCAAGACGACUCAUGUUUUUGCGCGGGCUGAUGUAAUAACUCAAGAAGAAGCAAGAGAAAAACGUGAUAGAGAAGAAACAGAAAGACGUGACAGAGAACGGCGCGAGAGAGAAGAAAGAAAACGGUGUGAGAGAGAAGAAAGAGAACGGCGUGAGAGAGAAGAAAGAGAACGGCGCGAGAGAGAAGAAGAACGGCGUGAGAGAGAAGAAAGAGAACGGCGUGAGAGAGAAGAAAGAGAACGGCGUGAGAGAGAAGAAAGAGAACGGCGCGAGAGAGAAGAAGGAGAACGGCAUGCGAGAGAAGAAAGAGAACGGCUUGCGAGAGAGGAAAGGCAACAACAGGAACGACGUGCUAGAGAACAACAGGAACAACGAGCUAGAGAACAACAGGAACAACGAGCUAGAGAACAACAGGAACAACGCGCUAGAGAACAACAGGAACAUCGAGCUAGAGAACAACAGGAACAACGAGCUAGAGAACAACAGGAACAACGUGCUAGAGAACAACAGGAACAACGUGCUAGAGAACAACUGCAACAACGAGUUAGAGAACAAGUAAAACAAUGUAGUACUCCUAAUAGUAACUCUGGAUCCUCUCAACCACCACAAGAGAAUGAAGAUAAUAAUGACCAUUCUAAAAAGAAUAAACCUGACUACUUUGCUAUUUUCAAGAAUUUAUUGGAAGAAAUAUUGAAUGUUAUCUUCGGUGUCGAAAGACCAUACACAAGAAAUCGCAUUUCCCAGAUUUUUCAAAAACUUUCAAAAGCACAAAAGAAUUAUUUGGCAAAAAUAAUCGAAAGAUUAUAUAAAAGUGGAAAUUUAGUCGAGGUACUAAUAUUAGUAAUUAGAAUAUUUUCAGAACAUUUUCCUGAAGAUAUAUCAUUCACGAAUUUCCUAAGUUUGAUAGAAUUCGUUGCGGUUUAUAUUCAAGAAGAAAUAGACUACCGAACUGAGGUUUUCAGAAUGGGUGAAGAGAUAUCGAGAGAAAAUGAUAGCUCUAUUCCAAAGGAGGAAACUGAGAACCUCAAAGCUGCAAUUGUUUCGAGCAUUAUGAACUUAGCAGAUAUUGUCAGUAGAAUAGUCGACGUAUUUGUGAGACUAAGAUUUGACAUCGAGUCAGAGUUGAUGCCUUUCGAAAUAUCUGAGAUUUUGUUGAUAACUCGUGAUUUAUCUUCGAACUUUCGAGACGUAUUCUCAGCAAUUUAUCAUUACUUUAAACACAGAUGUGUUCCUAAACAUGUUUUAUCGAUUAGAGAGUACUACGACUGGAUACGAAGAGUUCUAGAAGAACUUGGAAGACAUCAAGAUUACAGAAAUUUAUUACAAGAUCGGAGAACUGAAGUCGUAAGAGCAAAUGUAAGGUUCGAGAUGUACGUCCCUAUAUUCGACAGACGGAUUAGGAUUGUUGUUAAAAUUCACCGUGAAUCUGAAAGCUUAAAAAUUGUAUUAGCUUCUUGUUAUAUUCUCGACAACAAGAAUGAUGGUGAUGGGGAAGGAAUGGUAUGGAUAUACAUUCGUCGUUUG
Brenthis ino (lesser marbled fritillary) is the source of this 1959-nucleotide messenger RNA. Lineage: Eukaryota; Metazoa; Arthropoda; Insecta; Lepidoptera; Nymphalidae. The record is from the annotation of a GenBank genome assembly.